This is a messenger RNA of Ctenopharyngodon idella (grass carp), 2648 nucleotides long. RefSeq names its product chromosome 17 C10orf90 homolog (gene c17h10orf90). The transcript has 8 exons. The coding region runs from base 203 to 1960 and encodes 585 amino acids. NCBI's taxonomy places the organism in Eukaryota, Metazoa, Chordata, Actinopteri, Cypriniformes, Xenocyprididae. The record is from RefSeq and is a predicted model, not a curated record. Gene Ontology annotation, biological process: regulation of centriole replication. Gene Ontology annotation, cellular component: centrosome; centriole; cytosol.
GGUUGGGCUGGCAAAUGGCGCUUGCUCGUUUCGUUUGUGUUGUGACGUAAUUUGGCAGAUGAGAUGGCGUUUUAAGUUUGUCUCGCGACUGAAUAAUAUGGCAUCUGUGCACCGCACUUUAUGCGAACUUGUGUUUGUUCAAACUGCGUAAUGCGUUUAUCUAAAAAUAUUUAUGUUUUCCACAGGCUGACAUGUGAGUGACAUGCGUUCGAACUUGCGGCUCAGAGGCUGGAAGUGCUCUUAUCAGUCGACACCCAACAUUCAUGAGGCAGUGGAUAAUGAGUAUUCCUGGCACCUUCACCAAAAUGCCAUGACACCAUGCAGAAGUCUAAGGAGUAGAUGGGAGGACCCGGUGAGAGGAAGACGAACACCUCCUUUUUUAUCUGGCUUCACAUCAUUUGAUGAAUCAUGGAGAUCAGAACACACACCCAGUCCUUUUUUAUUCCUGGGCCGGACACGCAGUGUCCCUGAAGCUCUCCAUUGCUUCAGUAGACCCACUUUACGUUCAAGCUUCUCCUCGAUCUCCAUCACCGCCCGGAGUUUGUCUCCAAAAAGGGAUUGUACGCCUCAUUCAAGCUCAGCAUUUAGCCCUCUAAACAUGCCUGACAGAGUGCCCUCUUUCAUGGCCCGCAGUGAAAAUAAAAUUGCUGGCACUCCGAUGCUUUCUAAACACAAAGCAGUUGUGGUGACGGUGGACGAGAGCAGUGAACAUCAUUGUGCUAACGAGACCCCCAGCAGCCCCCAAGCUCCGCCUGGCCACAGGCACAGCUACACCAUGGAAGGUGAGGAAACAGACUCUUCACCCCCUUUAAAACGUCAUAUCUUCCGCUCCUGCGUCCAUCUGGAGCUCCUACCAUCCAAUCUGUCCAGGUCUACUCUGUACUUGGACAAAUCCCUCUCAAUCCCUCUAAGACAGACUUUGUAUAGAUCCACUCUGUCCCUUUCCCUUGGAAAACCAUCUUUUACUCAGAACCCUGAGAAACCCAGGACGAUGAUUCAACCUAAAAUGUCCUACAGUGACUGGGACAUGGCUAACGUUGGCGUUGAUGGAACAGAAAGGCCUUCCCAGCACCUGAAGGAUAGUUCAACCAUCAAUGGCAGCACCUUUAAGAAUAAUGCUGGCUCCGGCUCCGACACACGGUGUUCUACUUUAACAUCAUUGCCAUUCAGAACAAGGUGCCACUCAUCUUCUGCCGCCUUCAGACUGAAUGGAAAGGCUAAUGAUGUCUUAGGGCCUCUGCAGAGCAAUCUAAGAGCCAGACAGGCAUUCAGCAAACCAUCAGAGCCAAUUUUGAAUAAAAUGGUGGACUCCCCUGUGAUAAUCAAGAGCUCGAAUGUGCUCAGUGUGAAACGCCUUGAAAAUGCAACAUCUUACUCUGACUUAGAGGAUCAAAAGACAAGAUCUUCCAAAAGAACUGGAGUCCCUCAGGCAUGUGAAAGGGCCCCUCUUGAGGUCAGAACAGUUUUCCACACUGCAGAGAAAGUCAGGAGACUUAUUGAGUGCCCGGUCUCUCCUCAUCUGACUAAUUGCACCUGUGGGUCCAGGACUGACCAGCAGGCCACUAAACCCCAGUCACUUAGCUUAAGGGAGGCUCUUGAGCUGUUUCGGCCAGAUUUCAUCUCUCGCUCUCAGAAUCGGCUUCGGCGAAUAGAACUGAGGGCCAGGGAGAGGCGGAGCUUACAAACAGCAGAAUUUAUCAUGGGCGUGGAGACGGCUAACCGGAGGCGGAACUGCACCAAGCCACACCCACUUAGUGAUAACCUUUUCAAACCCAGGGACAGAGCCAUCUCAGGCAAGGAGAUGCAAUGGAGAUCCAGACGGAUUUACAACAAACUCCCCGAGGUGGCCAGAAAGAAGGAGGAGGAGAGGAAGAGACUAGUGUCUGAAACCAACAGGCUGAGGGCAGAGGUCUUCAAAAAGAAACUUUUGGAUCAGAUUCUUCAAAGACACAGUGACUGAGGGAAGUGCCUGUUCACAAGAUUCAUAUCCCCCGCGCUCUCCUUGCCUGAGGCAAAGAACUGAAGACAAGCAAGACCUUUGCAGCUCCCUCCUGAGAGCAGAGAGCAGAGCCUGGCUUUCUGAUGCAUUGUUCCAAAUAUAAAACACCUUUUACCAGACCUGGGGUGAAUCCACAUGAUAUAUUGACACACUUCCAUGCACUGCUGUGUCCUUGCUGUGUGAUAAGUAUUUUUAAAGAGAUCAUGUUUGAUAAUACAAUAUAAGAUUGCUUAUAAGACUCUAGACCUGAUUGGAGGCACAUCCUGAUUUUGCUGAGUUAGAUGUGUUCCUGGGUCAACAUAUUUUGUUGAUCCUGGAACAACAUUCCUGUCCGAAAAUUUAGUCCUAACCCUACCCAUAACUUGUCUUUAAAUCAGAGGGAAAUGUUAGGUGAAUAACACUUAUGUAAAAGCACCUAGCCCUGAUUGAAAGCCUAAACUUGACAUAAACUGUAAUCUUGUCCCUCAAAUCUGAUUUGUUGAAUGGAAUGUUGUUCCAGGAUCAACAAAGAUGUUGAUCCAGGAACAUGUUGUGCUUGGCGAAAUCGGGUUCUGCUAAUUGCACUCUGUUUUCUAUUGAAAAUGUACUCUGUCAGAUAAACACUUCUGAAUUUAGUGUGUUGCACUAAUUAAAAUGUAGUUUUAAAUUA